This is a messenger RNA of Orussus abietinus, 1031 nucleotides long. RefSeq names its product sesquipedalian-1. Lineage: Eukaryota; Metazoa; Arthropoda; Insecta; Hymenoptera; Orussidae. The transcript has 3 exons. The record is from RefSeq and is a predicted model, not a curated record. The coding region runs from base 107 to 757 and encodes 216 amino acids. Gene Ontology annotation, biological process: retrograde transport, endosome to Golgi; endosome organization; receptor recycling. Gene Ontology annotation, cellular component: early endosome; recycling endosome; trans-Golgi network.
UAACAAAUAUGUUAAAAAUUAUUCCGUAUUGUGUAAACAGAUUAAUACAUAAUUGAUGAACGAUUGAGGUUAGAUCAGCGGAGAGCAAUUUUCAUUAGUAUUAGGCAUGAGAGUGAAUGAGAAAAAUAUGGUAGCGUUUGCUACUUCUGCCACACCAGUAGACCGUGAAGGAUGGUUAAAUAAACGUGGGGAAGUAAAUCGUGGGUAUCAGAGACGAUGGUUUGUUCUUAAGGGUAAUAUUCUCUUUUACUUCGACCGACGAGGUGACAAAGAACCGGUUGGUAUGAUAGUUCUCGAAGGGUGCACUAUCGAGCUGGCAGAGGACGAAGAACAAUUUGGCUUUAAGAUUGUUUUCCAUGGCCCAAAUAAUAGAAGCUAUGCUCUCGGCGCAGAAUCGCAGGAAUCGAUGGAACAAUGGAUGAAAGCUUUAGCUUGUGCUAGUUAUGAUUACAUGAAAUUAAUGGUCGCGGAACUGCAACGUCAGUUAGAUGCAGCAGAAGAGGAAACGGUAACGGUAACACCACCACCAGAGUCUCCGAAAGCACCACCGAGGCAGCGGCAUAAUCCAUUCAAUAGACCCGAGUCGCACCAUCGAUCGCAAAGCGUCAGAUCAGCACCUGGCAGAACAGAGAACAUCCCUCGAACAAGAGUGUCCUUUCGAGAAUUACAUACUGCAUAUGGAAGAAAGGUACUAGCUGAUCUUAAUGAAUGGAGACAUGCCAAAAGAAAUGCGGAAGCACCUUUAAUUACUCUGUGAAUCAUACCUGCUGUAAGCAUUGUAAAUAUUGCUAUUGACUUCCAUUAAUUAGCAUUGUAUCAUAUUAAAUUAUAUCAUAUUUUACAAAGUGGUAGGAUGGUAGGAUGGUUUUUAUCUUUAUCGUAGCGAUAAUCAUACAAAACACUAAAUGAAAUGUAUAGAUUGAAAUAAGUUAUAAUACGUGUUUUAAUGGAUCCUUUUGCGUACAUCUAAAAUAAAUAAAUUGACAGCCUGCUGUAAUAUAGUUACAAUGAUUAAAUUAUAUACAAAGAAA